UAUUCAAUUUUUCACUGGACGUUAUUUGUAAUUUUUGUAAUAUUUUGAAAACACAACGAACUGAACUUGCACGAAAGUUCUCAACAAUAUUGUUUGACGACCCCCUAUGUGGAACUAAAUUCAAAAAAAAAAACUCAGCAAACCACACUUGGCUUGCAAUACAUUUACGCAAUACGCGGCGAUAUCUAAUCAACUACUGACUAUUCAGUAUUAUUGCUUACUGAAUAAUAACUCAGUUCAAAAUGAAUGCUAUAUUUCAAGAACCAAGGAAAUCGUCCGCUGAUUUAUUUCAUUUUAAGGACACCACUGAGAUGGAUAGUGAAAAACAAGAUUAUAAAAGUCCCAUUAUAUAUCCCGAAAUUGAACCGGGCAUAAUUGGUAAGGAAAUGAUUGAAAAAAUUUACUUCGACGAAAAAUAUACCGGCGAGAAAGCAACACUGCAUAAGCUUCAACCAAUGGUCUAUGAGCGAGUCACUGAAAUGUGUUUCGAGUUUAAAAAUCUACUACGCAUCGACCAUUUAUGGGUUUUACCAAAUUUGACAAAACUAUCGCUCUGUUGGAAUAAACUAGAAGAAAUUAAUAAUAUAGAUAUGCUGGUUAAUUUAAAACAUUUGGAUCUCAGUUUUAAUCAUAUAAAAAAAAUUGAAAAUAUCGAAAAAUUAGUUCAACUGGAACAACUUUCAUUGUUUAACAAUUUAAUAACAAUAUUGGAAAAUGUAGAUAAACUACCUAACCUAAUAAUCCUUAGCGUGGGUAACAAUUUAAUUGAAACAAUUGAAGGGAUCGACCGCUUACGGUUCCUUACAAAUCUGAGAGCAUUCAAUUUGGAAGGAAAUCCAAUGGCAAAAACAUUGGAUUUUUUUGUGAGAGAUUACUGUAUAGCGAUUUUACCAAAACUCAAUUACUACGAGUAUAAACCGAUAUCGGAUGAGGAACGAGAAAUUGCUACAAAAAAAUUUGCCCAGGAUAUACGCAGAAUAGAAAAUAGAGAGGAAGGUGAACUUAGUAUACGUGAAAAACAUAUCAAAGAUGUAAAUGACUAUGAGCGCUAUUCUAAAUGUUUCGUAGAGAAUCUUAAUGAAAACCAGUUAUAUCAGUCGUUUUGGGAAAAUGAUGAAGAUGGUAAAGCGCUUUUACUAGGUGGUCCAGGUGUAUCUAGUCUAGUUGACAAUUAUAACAAGUCUGUUUUUGACAUAACACAAGAAAUAUUUAAACUUGGCCUUAAGCAUUCUAUACAGUGGGAUUCGGAAGUACAAGACUUUCACACUUGUCUGGAAGAAGGCGCUAAAGAGAUGCAAGUUGCUGGGCAAGGUUUUGUUGAAGAAUUUUUAGAAUAUAAAAUUAUUGUCUUUGACAAAGCGCUGGAAUUAUUAAAGCAAUUCCAGUUUGCAGAGGCAAUGCCAGAAUCGAAAACAGUGGCUCAAUACGAAGACUUAAGUACCGAAUUCGAUGACAGUUUAAACAUACUAUGGCAAGAAUUAAUGGCUAAUGAAUUGCAUUUGCAUGAAAGUAUUGCAGAGGCUUCAACAAAUUUUGUACGUUCGUUGAAGGAAAUGAUGUCUAAAUUCGUUGAAGAAUGUCAAAUUUUCUUUGCACAACUACGGGAAACUAUAGUAGACUUUACCGAAGAUAUGAACAAGGAAGUCUCAAAUUUUAUAAAUCUCUACGCUGCACUACAUGAUUUGUUGAGCAUACCAGAAGAGCUGCGAGAAUGCGCUGGUGAUUACGAGGCCCUAACAAAUUUGUUGACCGGAAUGAAGGAUACUCAUGCCCAAAAAGUCGAUGAACGUGAAGAUUUGUUAAUAACACGCACAAAGCAAUUUGUGGAAAGCACGUUCCAGAAUUUAGUAGACAAUGAGACAAAGCGUAAUCGUCAGAAUAUUUUGGAAAUCAAUAACUUCAUUGACUUAAUGCACGAAGGUUAUGCUAACUUAGUGGAUGAAUUGCACGAUGAUGAUAAAACAGAUGCCAGUUGAGGUUUGCUGAUUUAUAACUUAAACUUUGCUUAUAUCCGAAAUAGAAAAUAAGAAAUUAUAUGUAAAAAUA
This is a messenger RNA of Teleopsis dalmanni, 2046 nucleotides long. It is a transcript of the gene TbCMF46, whose product is annotated as dynein regulatory complex subunit 3. Bases 243 to 1976 code for a protein of 577 amino acids. The transcript has 7 exons. NCBI's taxonomy places the organism in Eukaryota, Metazoa, Arthropoda, Insecta, Diptera, Diopsidae. Gene Ontology annotation, molecular function: protein binding. The record is from RefSeq and is a predicted model, not a curated record.